Arvicola amphibius (Eurasian water vole) is the source of this 4424-nucleotide messenger RNA. It is a transcript of the gene Fchsd2, whose product is annotated as FCH and double SH3 domains 2. The record is from RefSeq and is a predicted model, not a curated record. Gene Ontology annotation, biological process: regulation of actin filament polymerization; neuromuscular synaptic transmission. Gene Ontology annotation, cellular component: neuromuscular junction; recycling endosome. The coding region runs from base 261 to 2552 and encodes 763 amino acids. The transcript is spliced from 21 exons. NCBI's taxonomy places the organism in Eukaryota, Metazoa, Chordata, Mammalia, Rodentia, Cricetidae. Gene Ontology annotation, molecular function: protein binding.
CUCUCUCCAAACUCUGCUGAGAGCCGGCUGCUGCUGCUGUCCGCCUGCCUCGCUGUCUCCGGGGCGACUUCUCCUCCUCAGGCUCUCCUUUCACACACAGACACACACACACACACACAUACACACACCCGCACGCGAGCGCGCGCGCGCUCUGGCUCGCUGGGCCGCCCCCUUUUCUCCAGCCCUGCUCACCCUCACCCUCACAAUCCUUUAAACGCCGCCGUCGGGGGUGGACGGAGGAUUGAUGUCCCUUCAGCAUCAUGCAGCCGCCGCCGAGGAAGGUGAAAGUUACACAAGAACUGAAAAACAUUCAAGGUGAGCAGAUGACAAAACUUCAAGCCAAACAUCAAGCAGAAUGUGAUUUACUUGAAGAUAUGAGGACUUUCAGUCAGAAGAAGGCUGCUAUUGAAAGAGAGUAUGCACAGGGUAUCCAGAAGUUGGCUAGUCAAUAUCUGAAGAGAGAUUGGCCUGGAAUAAAAAGUGAUGAUCGGAAUGAUUACAGGAGUAUGUAUCCUGUUUGGAAAUCUUUUCUUGAGGGAACAAUGCAGGUAGCCCAAUCUCGGAUCAAUAUAUGUGAAAACUAUAAAAACUUCAUUUCUGAACCUGCAAGGACAGUAAGAAGCUUAAAAGAACAGCAACUAAAACGGUGUGUGGACCAGUUGACAAAAAUCCAAACAGAAUUACAAGAAACUGUGAAAGAUUUAGCAAAAGGUAAAAAGAAGUACUUUGAGACUGAACAGAUGGCUCAUGCAGUAAGAGAGAAAGCUGACCUCGAAGCAAAGUCUAAACUUAGUCUUUUUCAAUCAAGAGUCAGUUUACAGAAAGCAAGUGUGAAGUUAAAAGCCCGACGAUCUGAGUGUAAUUCCAAAGCUACUCACGCAAGGAAUGAUUACCUUCUUACGCUAGCCGCAGCAAAUGCACAUCAGGACCGCUACUAUCAAACAGAUUUAGUUAACAUUAUGAAGGCCCUCGAUGGAAAUGUGUAUGACCACCUCAAGGAUUAUUUAAUAGCCUUCAGCCGGACCGAGCUGGAAACUUGCCAAGCUAUACAGAACACAUUCCAGUUUUUACUAGAAAACUCAAGCAAGGUGGUACGGGACUAUAACCUUCAGCUGUUUCUACAAGAGAAUGCUGUAUUUCACAAGCCUCAGCCCUUCCAGUUCCAGCCUUGUGACAGUGACACUAGUUUAAAAGCCGCCCAACUGGUGGAUAUUGAGCUCUCCCCUGUCAGUGCCCUGAGAAUGACCAUAGCUGAGAGUCGACAAUUAGAAUCAGAAACUGGUACCACAGAGGAACACAGUCUAAAUAAGGAGGCUCGGAAAUGGGCCACACGUGUAGCACGUGAGCACAAGAAUAUUGUUCAACAGCAGCGGGUUUUAAAUGACCUGCAGUGUCAUGGAGUUGCUGUAUCAGAGCAGAGUCGAGCAGAGCUGGAGCAGAAAAUAGAGGAAGCUAGAGAAAAUAUCCGUAAAGCAGAGAUAAUUAAAUUGAAAGCUGAAGCCCGGCUAGACCUGCUAAAGCAGAUUGGGGUUUCCGUGGACACGUGGCUGAAGAGUGCCAUGAACCAAGUGAUGGAGGAGCUGGAAAAUGAGCGGUGGGCUCGCCCUCCAGCUGUGACCAGCAAUGGCACUCUGCACUCGCUUAAUGCAGAUGCUGAACGAGAAGAAGGAGAAGAAUUUGAAGACAACAUGGAUGUUUUUGAUGACAGCAGCUCCAGCCCUUCUGGCACGUUAAGGAAUUACCCACUUACCUGCAAAGUUGUUUAUUCCUAUAAGGCUUCUCAACCAGAUGAGUUGACCAUUGAGGAGCAUGAGGUGUUAGAAGUGAUUGAAGAUGGAGAUAUGGAAGACUGGGUAAAGGCUCGAAAUAAAGUUGGACAAGUGGGUUAUGUUCCAGAAAAGUACCUACAGUUUCCCCCCUCGAACAGCCUGCUGAGCAUGCUGCAGUCUCUGGCUGCUCUGGACAGUCGGUCACACACGUCCAGCAAUUCCACAGAAGCAGAACUCGUUUCAGGCCUCAAUGGAGAUGCUAGUGUCUGUUUUGUGAAAGCACUUUAUGAUUAUGAGGGCCAGACAGACGAUGAGUUGUCCUUUCCUGAGGGAGCAAUUAUCCGUAUCUUGAACAAAGAAAACCAAGAUGAUGAUGGCUUCUGGGAAGGGGAAUUCAAUGGGCGAAUUGGCGUAUUCCCAUCGGUGCUCGUGGAAGAACUCUCAGCCUCAGAGAAUGGUGACACUCCAUGGACAAAAGAGAUUCAGAUCUCUCCAUCUCCAAAGCCGCACACAUCCCUGCCUCCACUGCCGCUGUAUGACCAGCCUCCCAGCAGCCCUUAUCCCAGUCCAGAUAAGAGGAGCUCCCAGUUCUUCCCCCAGUCUCCUUCAGCCAGCGAAAACAGCCUUCAUGCUGAAUCACCAGGGUUCUCACAAGCCUCAAGGCAGAUUCCUGACACCUCAUAUGGCAAGCUGCGGCCUGUUCGGGCAGCACCCCCACCACCCACACAGAACCACCGACGACCAGCUGAGAAAAUGGAGGAUGUGGAGAUCACACUGGUGUGACAGUGGGUUUACCUUCUGUUAUUGCUACAAUCAAGGCCAGGCUUGGAGUUUGGCCAGUCGUUUUUAGGCACCUUUGCAUGAUGAUGACUCUUGAACAGAGCAAAACCACGGAGGAUUCUAUGUGACUGGUUGGCCUGAUUGUGCCUCUUUUGUUGUCAUUUUCUAUGUCAUCUCUCCUACCAUAGCACAAACAUAGCGGGUCCUAGAUGCAGAGGGAGCAGCUCUCAUGCCUUAUGGCGGCCCAUUUUUAUGAGACUCAAGGCCAGACCCAGGUCCAGGGCACAGUCCCAGAAUUCCUGCUCAUGUGCACUUGUACAGUAUAUUACUGUAGUCACAAGGCUGUGGCAAAGAUCUCAUCUGUCUUCGAGUGGACUUGGCUCUUCUGAUUAAGUAUAAAUCAGAUUAUGUUGACUAUAUAAGGAGACAAGAAGGAUCCAGGAGAGGCUGGCUCCUCCCUGAGGUUCAUUCCCAUACUGAAAAUGCAACCCUACUGGGAAGAAAGUGAACUGCCUGAGCUUAGCGCCAGUUGCAUUAAUGCACAUCUCUUCCACAACUAACAGAUUUAAAAUAACAGUGUCCUUUGUAUUAAUAUUUAUGCCAUUCAUUUAGUAUUAGUGGGCUAACCUGGAGGGGCUGAAGCCACAUCUUGCCCAUCACAUAGAAGAAGGGAGUAGAAGGGAGGUUAUGGCGAAAGCAGAAGUGGAGCUUCCAGAUCUGAAAUGAACCACUUUAAUGUUCUUUUUGUCUUUGGGUAUUUUUCCCUCUUGGUUUUUAUAGUGUAUACGCUUCUGACCAGUAUCCUUUGAACCCAAGUGUCUGGCUGCAUUGAGGACACAGGUCUACGUCGUGCAGCUUCUCUAUGGGGAAGGCCCUUAUAUUUUAUUCCCAAGCCAGAGUACUGGCCCAGACAUUGGGUUGUGAUUGGUGCAGAUCAGCUGUCACCUGCAGAAAGUGCAGCUUCAGGUACCACUGCCCUGGUAUUUGUCUGGGGUAAAGAAGCUGUGGGCCCUGGAAGAAACCUGUUUCCUGUGGAAAGGAUAAAGGACUGCACACCUGCACAGGUGAAACCAAGGAGACCAGACCUACUGGUCAUGGGAGAGCAACCUGGUGUUCCCUAUGGCUACAGCAGCAGGGCCCUGAAGGGCUGCCCACAAUAUGGACUGUAGGUCUUCUUGACCUAGGAAACAAAGUAAUGUUUGCCAAUUCCCUUUUACUAUGGUUAGGAAAUGAAAUUCACAGAUUUAAAGGUUAUAUGAUGCUUUGAAAUUUCCAUCCCUCCUGAGACUCUAAAAACUUGAAAUGCUCACAUGUCCCCAUGGGAUCUUUGACUGAUCUCAGAACUGAAAGGACUUCCAGUCAUUUGAUCUCUUUAGCAAUGAUGCUCUAAUGACUCCUCUCUAUAAAUAUGGAUUUUGUUUUUUGGAUUUCUUUAUCUGUUGAUCUAUUUGAGGUCUUUUUAUGUUUAUCAAACUUAUUCUUAAGUUUAAAAAAUUAAAAGGGUGUUUUAAGAUUUUCAAAUUUGCUGAUCUUUAAAGUGCUUAUAAUAGAGCAAUUCCUGCCACCCAGUCUUGUAUUCUCUUUAGCUAACCAAGUUGUCCUUGGAUUUGAGUUUCCCAUAACCUCAGAGUUAUUUGAACUCUUUUGUUAUAUUUUAAAUUUUUUUGGAAGAGCUGCUAAUUUUAAGGACAACGUUGAAAAAUAUGCCUUCUUUUUAAAAAAAAUAACGCUUCUCUUUAGGCUGAGUAGCAGCAUCACCAUGCACAAGUCAGGGCUCAAAGGAAGCCUCCGUGCAGAUGCUCUUUCUUUACAAUGGCUGUAAAAAGUUUGUAUUUAUUAUGUAUAAAAUAUUGAAUAAAAAAUGGAAUUAAGUUU